CCCAAAAAUAAACAAAAUUGUGUUUUACGAGCUGACCUCAAACAAUUGUUUUUUUCUUCUCUCUUUUACGGUAGGGUGGAAUCGAAUAAGCGAGAGUAGAAGGUGAACCCUGUUACUGGAAAAGCCCUAUAUUGCGAUCAAGAUUCUCUUCUCUGAAUUUCAUCGAUUCUGAAACGAUGCUUGGUGGAUUAUAUGGAGACUUACCUCCUCCAUCAUCUACAGAUGAAGAUUCUCAUAAUCGAAUCACCACUCCCUCCUCCAAUGUAUGGUCCAGCAGUGUCAAGAUGGCACCGCCAACUCUCCGCAAGCCCUCUUCCUCUUCACUCAUCCCGCCCCCAAAAACCCUUUUGAAACCCCAGCAAACCAAACCUAGGAUAGUUAAUUCCACGGCAGUUACCCCCCCGGUGCCGGAUAGAAGCUCCUCUUUCCAACCGGCACUUGUUGGUGUUACGUCGUCGGUGGUUGAGGAAUACGACCCUGCGAGGCCCAAUGAUUACGAGGAGUACAAGAGGGAAAGGAAAAGGAAGGCUGCUGAGGCUGAGAUGAAGAGGGAACUCGACAGAAGGAGGCAAGAAGAGGAGGACAGGGAAAGGAGGGAUAGGGAAAUUAUGGAGAAAGAGAGGGAGAAGGACUUUAAUAUUUCCGGUGAGGAGGCUUGGAAGAGGCGUGCUGCUAUGAGUGUUGGUGGUGGUGGUGCUGUGCCAAGGAGGUCUCCUUCACCACCUUCUGGUGGUGCUGAUGGAUUUAGUAUAGAAAAGUCUGAAACAGGUGGUUUGGGUGUUGGUGCUGGUGGACAGAUGACUGCUGCACAAAGGAUGAUGGCUAAAAUGGGAUGGAAGGCAGGGCAAGGUCUUGGAAAGCAGGAGCAGGGGAUUACAACUCCGUUAAUGGCGAAGAAGACGGACAGGCGAGCUGGGGUUAUUGUUAAUGCCAGUGAGCCUAAGCAGCAGCCAGAAAAGAAGCCAAGAGGUGUCAACAUCAAUGGUCAGCCCACCCGUGUUGUGCUCCUACGGAACAUGGUGGGUCCAGGUGAGGUCGAUGAUGAUCUAGAAACCGAGGUUGCUGAGGAGUGCGCAAAGUAUGGGACAGUGACAAGGGUGUUGAUAUUUGAGAUAACAGAGCCUAACUUUCCGGUUGAUGAAGCGGUUAGAAUUUUUGUGCAGUUUGAGAGAUCAGAGCAAGCAACGAAAGCACUAGUUGAUCUUGAAGGUCGGUUUUUUGGGGGUAGGGUUGUCCGUGCCACUUUCUACGAGGAGGAGAGGUUCAAUACCAACGAGUUGGCUCCGAUGCCUGGGGAAGUCCCGGGUUUUAUCUAGAAUACAGUUAGAUUUCUGGUGUUCUGUUUUGUUGUUAGUAUCUUAUAUGUCGACUAAUUUGAUAAUGCGUUAUGUUUUAUCAAGAUUUUUGAAAAGUUGAUGUGUCUAA
Cynara cardunculus var. scolymus (artichoke) is the source of this 1425-nucleotide messenger RNA. Its product is annotated as DNA-damage-repair/toleration protein DRT111, chloroplastic. Bases 177 to 1316 code for a protein of 379 amino acids. The record is from RefSeq and is a predicted model, not a curated record. Lineage: Eukaryota; Viridiplantae; Streptophyta; Magnoliopsida; Asterales; Asteraceae. The transcript has 2 exons. Gene Ontology annotation, molecular function: RNA binding. Gene Ontology annotation, biological process: mRNA cis splicing, via spliceosome. Gene Ontology annotation, cellular component: precatalytic spliceosome.